AUGAUCAAAAGUCUCAAUUUCAUAUUUAAGAAGAUAAUUAUGAACUUUGCGUACUCUAAAACGAAUGACAUUAAGUGUCGAUGGGAAAUCCCUUCAAAAAACAACUACCGCAGUGUUAGAAAUUAUUUCAUGAAACCUUUAGAAUACUGUCUUAUCACAGUAUCGAUGGACUACGAGGCAUCGUGCUCAGAUAUUAUAAUAGAAAUAAGUAGAGAAUACAAAAUAGUUCCUGGAACAGUUGCAGUUGAAGUUUAUUCAAACAACAAAAUAAAAUACUCUGAGAUAAUUGAUCACUGGUUUGAAAAUGGUCUUAAUAUUUUCGUCCCUAACAACUGUAGUAAAGAUGAUAAUGAAAGUUCCUCUGAUAGCUUCGAAAGCCUAGAAGACUCUCAUGAAACUAAUUACUUGAGAGUAUUGUGUGAAAUAAAGUGGCUGGGAUGCACAAGUGAUGUUUGUUUAUCUUGUCCGUUGGUUAACAAUUACUUAAAUAAUUACACCAAUGAUGACUUUAAGAGCUUCUAUUUGGACCGUAUGCUGAGCGAUGUGGUGCUGGUAGUUGAUGAUGAAGAAAUAGUUGCACACAAAGUCGUUUUAUCUGCUCACAGCCCAGUUUUCUUGGCGAUGUUCCAAUCAAAUAUGAAAGAAGCCCGUGAGAAUUGUAUUACCAUCGAAAAUAUCAGUGUUGAUGUUAUGAAAGAAGUUCUGAAAUUUAUGUACACUGGUACAACUGAAGCCGAAGAAAACUAUGAGCUGGCAUUGAAAAUUUUAGAUGUUGCGGAAAGGUAUCAAAUAUUAAAGCUGAAGAACUUUUGCGGGGCAAUAGUAUUUAGAUACUUGUCGCUUAAUAACGUUAUUUCUAUUGCUAUUGAAGCAGAAAAAUACAAUGCUGAUAUUCUACGUCAAAUGGCCAUUCAAUUAAUCGUUAAAAAUAUUGAUACUAUCGUUUUUUUGAAUGAUUACAAGCAAUUAGGAUCGACGCAUCCAGUUCCAAUAUACAAUAUAAUAUCUAGCGAUUCUUCGAAAUACGACGUUCGGUUUUACCCUCCAGGAUCAAAUGGCCGUCAUCAGAGAUAUUGUAAUCUAUUUUAA
Messenger RNA from Cotesia congregata, 1089 nucleotides. The record is from the annotation of a GenBank genome assembly. Lineage: Eukaryota; Metazoa; Arthropoda; Insecta; Hymenoptera; Braconidae.